This is a messenger RNA of Eremothecium cymbalariae DBVPG#7215, 447 nucleotides long. RefSeq names its product Sdh8p (gene SDH8). Gene Ontology annotation, biological process: mitochondrial respiratory chain complex II assembly. Gene Ontology annotation, cellular component: mitochondrion. The transcript has a single exon. Bases 1 to 447 code for a protein of 148 amino acids. Lineage: Eukaryota; Fungi; Ascomycota; Saccharomycetes; Saccharomycetales; Saccharomycetaceae. The record is from RefSeq and is a predicted model, not a curated record.
AUGGUGAUUAGCAGUUCUCGAGGAUAUCCACUCAUGUUCCGAAACGUGGUAUAUACGCAGUCAAGAUAUCUCAGAGAGGUACGCUCUGGGUUGCAGAAAGGUCAUUUACUCAGGAUGAGGGUUCGUAAUUUUGGAAUAGACAGAAAACCCGGGCCUCCUCCAUUAUCCAAGGAUGAACAGGAAGAGUUUGAGAGAUUACAAAGGUAUGCUAAUUCAGUGGCCGCAAUCAACGAGUACAACGAACAAUUAGAAGGUGAUAAUUUAAAAGAAUCAGCUAAGUCACCUAUAUUGCAGAAACAAGUCAAGGAGUUUUCUCCAGAAUUUAGUAAAACGAUACCAGAAUUUGAAGGGGAUGUAAAUCCAAAGACAGGGGAAAUUGGAGGCCCAAAACAGGAUCCGCUGAGACAUGGUGACUACUCUUAUAACGGCAGAGUUACCGAUUUUUAG